Molecule: messenger RNA, 462 nt
Organism: Caenorhabditis briggsae
Lineage: Eukaryota; Metazoa; Nematoda; Chromadorea; Rhabditida; Rhabditidae
Exons: 2
Coding region: 1-462 (153 amino acids)
Biological process (GO): purine nucleoside catabolic process
Molecular function (GO): guanosine deaminase activity
Source: RefSeq, a predicted model, not a curated record
AUGGAAUUUAUGAAAUUGGCGAUUGAGGAGGCGAAGAAAGGGAUGGUAGCAGGGGAUGGAGGUCCAUUUGGAGCAGUUAUUGUGAAAGAUGGAAAAGUAAUUGGAUCGGGACAUAAUAUGGUUUUGGUAACCAAGGAUCCAACGGCUCAUGCUGAGGUUACGGCUAUUAGGAAUACUUGUAAGAAUGUUGAUUCCUUCGACCUCUCCGGCUGCCAACUCUACACCUCCUGUUAUCCAUGCCCAAUGUGCAUGGGCGCUGCUCUUUGGUCCCGCGUCGACGCCAUCUACUACGGUGCCACGUCAUCAGAAGCCGCAGAAAUCGGAUUCGGUGAUCACGAGUUCCACGAGUUCCUCAAAGAUCCAAAAACCGAUGAGAAGAGAAAAUUAGAGCAAUUUAAGGUCGAAAACUACCUGGAACCAUUCCAAAUGUGGGCCAAGAAAGACGACAAGACUCCGUAUUAA